UUCCAUGGCGACACGCCGGCUCAGCCAAUAGGGAGCGGCGUUCUACGGGCGGGGCCGCUCGGCGGGCCAAUGGGGAGCGGCGUUGCUGCGGGGCGCGCUGGCAGCGUGCUCGCCGAGUCUCCUUGGGGCCGUCCGUGUGUCCGCGGGCCGGGAUGGGCGGCGGCGGCAGCACCCGGCGCGUCACCUUCGAGGCGGACGAGAAUGAGAAUAUCACCGUGGUCAAGGGCGUGCGGUUGUCCGACAGCGUCAUCGAUCGGAUGAAGGAGCCUUCCUCACCCUCCGGGAGACAGCACCGAGGAGCAGGUGCAGUUAAUGAUGAAGAGCUGAAGAAAAGAAUAGCUGAGGAACUGGCGCUGGAACGAGCCAGGAGAGACUCUGAAGCUCAGAAGAGAAGGUUGAAACAAGAACAAAUGUACGUUCGGGAUGAGUUUGGCAAGCUCCUGGAACGGGAGAGGAUCUCCUCAAACGAGCACCUGACUCGAGCCAUCCUUCGCGAGCGAGCGGCCACGGAGGAGGAGCGGCAGAAGGCUCAGCGCUUUGACAUAGAAACAAAGGCCAGGCAGCUGGAAGAGAAGGACAGGGAGCUGAAGAAACAUGAUGCCUACUACAAAGAGCAGCUGGCUCGGCUGGAAGAGAGGAGUGCCCAGUUCUACAAAGUCACCACUGAGCAAUACCAAAAAGCUGCUGAUGAAGUCUCAGCUCGCUUCAAGAGAUACGAGUCCCACCCCAUCUGUGGGGAGCUGCAGGAUAAAAUCCUCCAGUGCUACCGGGAACAUGCCCAGGAGACCCUGAGCUGCUCUGCCCUGGCCAGCCAGUACCUGCACUGUGUCAAUCAUGCCAAACAGCAGAGAAUGCUUGGGAGAGGAGGAUAAAGGCAUUGUCCGAAUCAAGCACAAGACCAUCAACUAAUUUCAGCAGAAGAGCUUUUUUUUUUUCUCCCCAAGAAAGACCCAGCGGCCCAUUUGCAGCCCAGUAAAGAGAAGAAGUGGAAGAGCCAUUUGAAGGGCAGCAUCCUCAGGGCUCAAUCAGCAGGAGCGCUCAGGAAGCCAGGCCUGGAUCUUGUUCCAUCAGGGCUCGCCCGUCCGAGGCCGCUGCUCCGCCGCAUCAAAGCCCACUUACUGGUGAUUGAAGGAAGGGAAAGAAAAGAGCCUUUCUCUGACCUCAGAGAGGGGAAAUAUCCUUCAAAUGCUGCUAUUUCACUGUCGGAUCUCCUCAGAAACGUCUCUGUCAGAGGCAGGGGUGUAACCCUUGCGGCACCGGGACGCGGCCGUUCCUCGGAGCAGCCCCCGCUCCCGGUGCCAGAGUUCUCCUCACUUGUAGAAUUGUAAAUUGUGCUUUAACUUAUUUCCCAAAUGGCCUGGCUUGGUGAAGUCUCUCUCUGCAGGCCUUCUGCUGGAAUGAUGUUUGUGUCCCAAAGCUUUGGGUGCUCCAUGGCCUUUAUUCCCAUGGGAUGGUUCUGUUGUGCUCCUCGCUCGUAUCAAGUCCUGACGAAAAUGCCUCGCACUGUACCAACAAUAAAUCUAUUUUAUGCACAAGA
Motacilla alba alba is the source of this 1537-nucleotide messenger RNA. RefSeq names its product coiled-coil-helix-coiled-coil-helix domain containing 3 (gene CHCHD3). Bases 153 to 872 code for a protein of 239 amino acids. Lineage: Eukaryota; Metazoa; Chordata; Aves; Passeriformes; Motacillidae. Gene Ontology annotation, biological process: inner mitochondrial membrane organization. Gene Ontology annotation, cellular component: MICOS complex; mitochondrion. The record is from RefSeq and is a predicted model, not a curated record. The transcript is spliced from 9 exons.